This is a messenger RNA of Hippocampus comes (tiger tail seahorse), 1914 nucleotides long. Its product is annotated as sarcoplasmic reticulum histidine-rich calcium-binding protein-like. The transcript has 2 exons. NCBI's taxonomy places the organism in Eukaryota, Metazoa, Chordata, Actinopteri, Syngnathiformes, Syngnathidae. The record is from RefSeq and is a predicted model, not a curated record. The coding region runs from base 1066 to 1497 and encodes 143 amino acids.
UUCGGAAUUAAAAAUGUUUCAUUUGCUCAUUUCGACAUGUUUGCUGGAUGUCUUCAGUGGAACACAAGUUGUGUCUCUUGGAAUAGCAACUGGGGUGGAAUCCUGUCAAUGUUGGGUGGCUGAUGUAUUCCAAAAUGGAAAGUGCACGUCGAUGGAUGCCCUGCAGGUACGUGCACACACGCGCGCCCAGUCGCGCACCCAGUGUGGUCGAAUCAGUGUGAGUCGCGCCAGUUGUCGUCUGCUGUCGGGUGAAUACGCAACUCAGCCAGUCUGCUCCGUUUUUUUAAUUUAUUUUUUACUUUGACUUGCACACAUCAUUUUUGUUCUUUUGCUUCUUCGGGUAAGCACCAUUCUGUCUAAUUUUCUUUAGCGCAUCAAAAAUGAACAUAUCAUUUAGUGCAAAUUGUGGCGGGUUUUCUUGUAAAUAUUUCAACUCGUCUGCGUGCGUGUGGCUCAUCUUUCAUCACCGUGGAAACCGACGCCGGGUCUGUCCCAUCCGCUGGGGUGUGACAUUGCCAAUGCUUUUAGUGAUGGCUGUCACGCGAAUUUUCCUGAAGGCCUACCGAGUGUUUCACGUUCCUCUCAAUUCGCAGUGUUGACCUUUGCCCUUGUGUAUUUCAUGCGCAAGUGCGUGCGCAUGACGACUUAUGACAGGGCGAACUGCUUAGGGUGACGAGCAGGAGGUAAGCCAACAGGAAGUCAAUGUAAGUCAAGCCUCAAGUGAUGGAAAAGUGCCUGUGACCUUCACAGUGGCUGAUCAGGCUUCAACAGCUGCUUAGCCAUCCUGAAUGACAUCUAUUGAUUACCCCCACACACAGGAAGUCAUGGCGUCGGGCAGGAGGUCAUUUUCCACCAUCAGUGUCCAGUCAACACCUUCAAAAUGCGAUGGGAUCACGGGCCAAUGAAAUUCUUUACUUUGCUUGUUGCUCUGCACCACCGAUCCCAAAACUAUAAGAGACAAAAAAAAGAGCAGUUUUCAAAAACGAGAGAUAAUACUGAAAAAUAACUGCAUUAGAAAAAUUGGACUGUGGCGGCACAUCGGCCUGUUGCGACGACGGGCGUCACAUGUCCAUCGUCUUUUCCAGGAUGGAUCACCACGAGUGGCCGCGUGCCAGGGACAGAGGUCACCGGCGCUAUGACGACAGUGGCGACAAAGAUGUGGAGGCAUUGUACGUCGACGUUCCGCCGUCCCACCGGAGGAAACGACGGCGCCACCGUUCAUCUGAUCAGCAGCACGACGGCGACCGCGCCGCUCGACGCUCGCAUUACGAACACCGCGCCUACCACGAGCACCGCCAGCACGCCCACCCGGCCCUCUACCAGGACAGCGACGACUGCGACGAUGAUGACGGCGGCGGCAAUGAGCAGGACCGCUGCUCUCAAACGAUGGACCACGCUGAUCCCUCAGGUGAGCCGCCGUCCUUGGUUUUUGUCUUCACAACUCUCAACCGCAUCCAACCCUGGCCCGUGCCGUCCAAAUCCAAGUUUCUUGCAUAACAUCGGCCGUCUGCGACACGCCGUGCAAUCUUGUCGAUGGUUUGCAAGAGGCCAGAGAUUCUCAAAAUGUGGUACGCGGGCUUCCUCUAGUGUCACGCAAAGAAAUCACUGGAUGAAAGCUGGAAAGUGCAUAAAAUUCAAGUCGGUUUCAGCUUUUGUUUAAUCCAAUAAAUUACAUUUGUUAAAUAGAGUUCGGUAAUAUGUAAUUUGGAACUGCAACACAUAUGCAUUUCAUCAGGAGUUUUUUUUUUUUCAAAUAUGUACAAAUUGGCAAAUUGGUAUUACCGGUAUAUGGAAUUGGUCUCACAGCAAUCUCAUUCAUGCCUGGUUAGUAUUGGAAUGGGCAGCAGUUUUUUAUCAUUGUCACCAACAUGUACGAUUGAGCCAAUAAUUCCAGACUUUUUCCAGUGGCUAGUC